Caenorhabditis bovis is the source of this 720-nucleotide messenger RNA. NCBI's taxonomy places the organism in Eukaryota, Metazoa, Nematoda, Chromadorea, Rhabditida, Rhabditidae. The record is from the annotation of a GenBank genome assembly.
AUGACAAACUACCGUUCGACUCAGGACUUGCCAGCCGACCAAAAACCGGAAACGUCAACGGGCCCCGAUGAAUGUGCCGAGAAGGAAAAUUAUCGCAAGACAUCGGUGGCUACCAAUAAUAAUGUGCGCAAGAGAUCGAUUGCUAGCAGAAGUUCAUCGAUUGAGUCGAUUUCUGGGGAUAUGCUCAUUUCGGAGUACAUGUCCUCCGAUGAGUUGGAGAAGCUGAGUAUGACCCUCAGUGAGGCUUCUGCUGGCAACAAUGGUGAUAAAACAACAUUGUUCGAUGAUAUGCUCCAAGCUCAGUUAGCUCUUUGGACUUUCGCAUUUUCGCUGCUCUAUUCCUAUGCAUGGGUGCAGCAUCGCAAAAAGUUUCUCAUAUGUAUUUUUGUUAUUAUUCCGGUGGCUCUCACCCUAACGUGCAUCAUUUCUUGGCUUCUUGGAUUCAUUGUAAUUCUUGGACGUUUCUUCACAACUCCAGUCAACUAUGGUCGUUACUUCGACGCCUCGAAACACGAAGGAUACGCUUUUGAUCGCAAUAUGGCACGUGAGGCGUACCGCCAGCGCAGCUUUUCUGGAGCAUCGGCGAUUACUUACACCACAGAGAACAUGUAUCCGAUGACGAUGUGCAGAAGACACAGCUCAUACACUUCACUUAACAGUCGCCCACCAUCAGUGACCCGCAAGCUCUCUCAAGUGAGCAACAUGGGCGCAUCUAAUUAG